AUGCGCUUUACGGCUCUCACAUCACUUCUUGUCGUAGCCCUCAUGGCGGCUACGGGCAAUGCAGGCAAGCCCGCUCAGGUCCCCCAUGGGUGCUGGGACAAGUGUACCAAGGAGUGCCUGGCUUGGAUUAUUCCCUUCGUUUUCACUUUCCCCAAGUUCAUCGAUUGCCGGAAGGAAUGCGUCAUCAAGAUGUAUCACGCCGAGUGUCGCGAGAUGCUGAAGAACCUGAACCUCGGCGGUGAUAAGAAGCCAGAGAAGAAGAUCGCCGCCUUCUAA
Messenger RNA from Colletotrichum destructivum, 276 nucleotides. RefSeq lists its product as uncharacterized. The transcript is spliced from 2 exons. NCBI's taxonomy places the organism in Eukaryota, Fungi, Ascomycota, Sordariomycetes, Glomerellales, Glomerellaceae. The record is from RefSeq and is a predicted model, not a curated record. Bases 1 to 276 code for a protein of 91 amino acids.